AUCUGUUCCACGCAGAAGAAGACAGCUGACGGUCCAAAGUCCAGACAACCUGUCUCAAAGCUGCUCUUAGGAAAACAGAAGCAGCAUUAUGAACAGGCUGAAGGUGAUCUCCGGACACUUGUUUCCCGGCGGCUCCUCGGAGCAUGUCCGGGUCUUACGGAGCACUGAGUGCGGCUCCUCGGUGCCCAGUUCCGGGGAAGAAGUGGUGGUGGUCCACGGACGGAGGACCGCGAUCGGAAAGGCUAAAAGAGGAAGCUUCAAGGACACCACCCCUGACGAGCUGCUGAGCGCUGUGAUGACAGCUGUGCUCACAGAUGUUGGACUGUCUCCUGAUCAGUUGGGUGACGUCUGUGUGGGUAACGUGCUGCAGCCUGGAGCUGGAGCUCUGAUGGUCCGGGUGGCACACUUCCUCAGCGGUUUUCCAGAGACGGUUCCUGUUUACACGGUGAACAGACAGUGCUCCUCCGGCCUACAGGCGCUCUUCAACAUCGCAGGAGCCAUCAGGAGUGGAUCCAUCGAUCUGGGCCUCGCCUGCGGAGUGGAGAGCAUGUCGCUUCGGUCCAUCGGGAAUCCAGGAGAUCUGAGCUCCAGACUGGCGGAUAACGACAAGGCCAGGGACUGCCUUAUCCCAAUGGGCAUCACGUCGGAGAACGUCGCUGAGAGGUUCGGAGUGUCCAGGGAGAAGCAGGACAAAUUUGCACUAAAUUCACAGCUCAAAGCAGCCAAGGCUCAGAACUUGGGUCGGUUCGACCAGGAGAUCGUUCCCAUCUCCGUCACAGUCACUGACGAUUCAGGAAACGAACGCCGGAUGGUGGUGAGGAAAGAUGAAGGCAUCAGAGCGGGAACAACCCUAGAGGGACUCUCCAGACUCAGACCCGCCUUCAAACCCGAUGGCAGCACCACAGCAGGUAACUCCAGCCAGGUGAGCGACGGGGCGGCGGCUGUACUGCUGGGCCGCAGGUCCGCUGUGGAGGCUUUGGGUCUUCCAGUUCUGGGAAUCCUCAGGGGCAGUGCCGUGGUGGGGGUUCCUCCGGACGUUAUGGGGAUCGGACCGGCACUAGCCAUCCCUGCUGCUCUACGGCAGGCAGGUCUGACUGUGGACGACAUUGAUGUGUUUGAAAUCAACGAAGCCUUCGCAAGCCAGGCUGUGUACUGUGUGGAGAAGCUGGGCAUCCCGCUGGAGAAGGUGAAUCCUAACGGGGGGGCCAUCGCCCUUGGUCACCCUCUGGGCUGCACUGGAGCACGGCAGGUGGUGACGCUGCUAAACGAGCUCCGACGCAGAGGCAGGAGGGCGUAUGGAGUCGUGUCCAUGUGCAUCGGCACAGGCAUGGGAGCUGCAGCCGUCUUUGAGUUCCCCGGACUGUAGUAGGAUAGUAGCUGCUGAAAGGUUCUGGGAAGCACCGCGAUGGAGGCAGUUCAGGGAGAGGGUUUAACAGAUAAUUCUAGAUUUAUUUGCUUGUCAAUUCUGAAAGCUUCCUGAUUUAAAUCUUGAUAAUCUACUGCCCUCUUUGUGCCUUUCUACUGUGUAUAAACCAUGUGGAAAGUUUUUAACUUUAUCGUAUUUGGAUUGAAUAAGGAAUCAACUGGUGAAACCAGAACAUUUCUUUAAUGCUCCGGCUGCUACAAUGAUCCAAACUGUCCUGUUUCAGCUUAGAACCCAAAGCUUUUUGAUCAGGAUAGAAAAAUGUUAAGAGUUAGAUUGUCACAGUGGGAAAACUGGACCUGAUCUCCAGGGUCUGAUCAGUUUAUAGCUGAAGAAUGACAACAGAACCAACAGGAAGACCUUGUGUAUUAAGUGUCAGAUCAGUUCAGUGAUCAAACUGGGUUUCCAUUCAGUGGGCUCGGAUAUUCUUCAUACAAUACAUUUCUGUCCCAUAUUUAAAGACCUAUUCUAUUAAGUUACUCAAUCAUCCAAUCGCCUGUUUCUCAUUUGGAGAUUUUCUUUUGAUAAAACCUGAGAAAAGAAACACUAGAACUUUGCAGAAUCCUGUUGGGCUCAACUUUAUACGAUGCUGUGGGUUUAAAGUUUUUAACCUGCCUAAUGGAUGCAGUAAACUAAGACCUAAACAUGCCUUAAUGGUGACUGAACCUCAGAGUGAUCAUGCAUCAGAACAUGUUUCUGGUACCUUCUCUGGAGAUUGAAAGGAGGAGCUAAUUUUUCCCAAGAUAGUAAGUAAAUUAUUCUAGAUUAGAAAUUAUUCAAGCUGUAGAUUAUCCAUCAUUGGUUCUUCACUGAUGACGAGAAGCUCACGAGAUCCGUUCUGAUGAAUAAAACCAAUCUUUCUUCCAUGAACACCUUCUCUCCUCUCAAAGAUCUCACUGAGUGACUUUGGGUUAAACAGAGUAUUUCCCAGAAAUGACUGGAGUCAAUCUCACUUUAUGUUUAAUAAGGGGGGUUUUUAUCUGCAGAUAUUUUAGAUGAAUAUUCAGGUUUAGAUUAAGUAAUUAUUAUGAGAAGGCUGAAUGUUCCUUUUCUUUCUUAUUCCCUUUUUCUUAUUUUGCACAAACAUUUUUAUCUUUUUGAAAAUGAGCCACAGAGAAAAUUCUGUAAUCAGUCUUGUCUUUACAGAAAGUGCUAUAACAUGCAAAGUUUCCGAGACUUCUUGACUCCUGUAGGAGUGCCUUUAGCAGAACAGGACAGUUUUUAAUUUACAAUAAUAAUAAUAAUAAUUUAUAUAAUAAAAGCUCACAAAGAAAUAAAAAACAUUUCCCAAACAAAGGGCAACACCUCAAGUCUGAAAAUGUUUUUUUUUUAAGAAAAACCUCCAGUUCUUCAGUUUUAACACUUUUUAAUGUCUGACUCGUUUCUUUCUGUAAAUAAAUGAAAUCUGUAACUGAUGACCUCAAACUGUGAGAUCUUUAAGUAGAUUUUGUGAUAAUAAAGCCUGAAAACUUGCUCUGAA
Molecule: messenger RNA, 2903 nt
Organism: Cyprinodon variegatus (sheepshead minnow)
Lineage: Eukaryota; Metazoa; Chordata; Actinopteri; Cyprinodontiformes; Cyprinodontidae
Gene: acaa1
Product: acetyl-CoA acyltransferase 1
Exons: 12
Coding region: 89-1366 (425 amino acids)
Biological process (GO): phenylacetate catabolic process; fatty acid beta-oxidation
Cellular component (GO): peroxisome
Molecular function (GO): acetyl-CoA C-acyltransferase activity
Source: RefSeq, a predicted model, not a curated record